Messenger RNA from Wallemia ichthyophaga EXF-994, 2529 nucleotides. Its product is annotated as DNA replication checkpoint protein tel2. Gene Ontology annotation, cellular component: cytosol. The transcript has 3 exons. Gene Ontology annotation, molecular function: telomeric repeat DNA binding; Hsp90 protein binding. The coding region runs from base 1 to 2529 and encodes 842 amino acids. Lineage: Eukaryota; Fungi; Basidiomycota; Wallemiomycetes; Wallemiales; Wallemiaceae. The record is from RefSeq and is a predicted model, not a curated record. Gene Ontology annotation, biological process: telomere maintenance via telomerase; protein stabilization.
AUGCACCACCUCUUUAACUACAAGAACGAGCUGAGAAAGGGACUCUCAGACAAAGUCUACGUAGAUAGACUUCAGAAUUUACUGCCUUCUCUUCUCGACGAACUUGGCAACGACCAGGAAUUGCGUCAGCUAUUGAUUAGCAGCGCAGAGUCCAGAUUGAAGGAUACAGCGCAACAGAUUUCAAGACACCUCUCUAAUGAUUCGCCGCUAAGCAACAUUACCUGUGCAAUCCUCUUGCUUGAGCUGCUCCUCAUCAACAUCAACAUCUACAAGAACGCACAAGACGACGAUGGCGUGGAUGCCCUUCUACGCCUGCCAACGCGCAUAUCCAAUCUCAGUGAUCGUUUAUCUCUCGCGAAAAUACCCAUCCCGUCUAUUCUUUUACCAGACAACUUUACAGCCAAAUUCACUCGGGACUAUCUCUCAACUCUAUCAUCACCAUCCUCGAAAGUUUCUAGCUAUCCCCUUGAACGACUCCAUCUGCUUGGCUACGUGCGAUACAGUGAGAGAUUCAACAACUUCUGGAGCGUGACUAUUAAAUAUUGCGACAAGCACAAGAAAUGCUAUGAGAGAAUUAGACUAAUGCUCUUGGACCUCACGCCUACUCAGCUAUCUACGUAUUUUGAAGAGUUUCUUAACGCUGUGAGAGAUUCAAAUAGAGAUGUCAAAGAUAUAGCACGGAUACUUGCUUCUUUGUUUGGUGAGAUAGACGAAAGCACCUUGGACACCAUCACUAGCGUCCUAGUCGGCGGAAGUAGAGUUCUGGCUGCCGAGAUGAUCAUGCGUUCGCUGACACUUUGGAUAUCAUUGUCGCCUCAUUCAUUCACCAUAUUCAGAGGUAUACUGGAGGUCUGGACUAACACCAGAUUCAUUAAGAAGGCACCAGUCGCACAACUCACUUUAUACUCAACAAUGCUGCUCCUGCUUAUACAAAGGAAUGGCGUCAAGAGACAUAUACCAAGAAACCUGAUGCACGAAAGCAUUGUUACACACGCAAUACCCACUUAUCUCUCCCUUCCCAACCCAUUCAGCAAGUUGCUCGGUAUGCUGGUAGCUCAACAUCUGGCCAACUUUGAUGGUGUCGACAGACUGGUAUUUGGUGAGGACGCAUUUUCAGGCAGCGGUCUUGGCAGGGCGGAGAUUCAAGGUGUGAUUGAAUUGUUGAAUAGAGCAAAGACCGACGAUGGCAGCGUCCCUGACCCUAUUAUCGAGCAGCCACCGGAAGCUUCAACAAGCAGUUCUCCAGAGGUGCAAGAGGAGAGCGACAGUGACGACGACUCGAUAGUGGGCUAUGAGAUAGAUGAGGAUAAAACUCAAGUGAAUAAACCCGACAGCGACGACGAGGAAGCAGCCAACGAUCCAACAAUCCUCUCCAAGCGUAAAAUAGGUCGACCUGUAUACAUUGCAGAGCUGAACGAUAUGCUGCGGCAUGACGGCAAGGAGGGUAAUGAGGCGGCAGUGUCGCAGGAAGUGGCAUUGAAGUGGGCAGCUGCGCUCAUCAACGAUAAGCGGGAGCAUAGAGAGCUGCUCGAGAAUUCAAACAACCUCACUUUUACUCUGCUUACCCUUCAGGAUCAAUUUGCUUUGAGCGACUUUGAGGAGCUACGAAGCGAGUCUCUGAGGGUGCUUGUAGUAUGUUCACCUCAGCGAGCAGGAUUAUGCCUCACACAGCACCUCUUCAGCACAUCCCUUUCACUCAGACAGCGCUUGACCGCUCUACACGCUCUCGGAUUAGGCGUGCGCGAGCUUUCCACUGGCACAUCCACAAAAAUCACCAACACCACCACACCAUUAACCAAGAAAGCAAUCCCAGCGAAAGUAGCCAACGACUCUGAGAUCGAGGACAUUCUCAAAGAGUUCUCACAGGCCAGCAUAUCAGACGCGAGAACAAAAGCUGGCGAGGCAGUCCCCAGCGUGACUCGAGAGAGGAAGCUAAGAGUUGGAUCUGACAAGCCAUCGAAGCCGCUUAUAGUGGAGAGGUACUCCUCCGAGACCACACCCACUCCGUCGAACGCACUGGAGCAGUACAGAAUCGUUGAUCGCCAGUCGAGGGUGCAGAAUGUUAAAUUCCACCAUAUUGCCAGUGAACACUUUGUGAUGCCGCUCAUUAACGAAAUGUGGUUCGCACUCAAUCAGCAAGUCAGCAUCAAGCUGGACAAGGAGUUUUUAGGGCCACUAUUGCGCACGCUCGCUGUGAUGCUAUGGUCUGCGAGAAACGCUCCAGAGUUCUUGCACGUUCUCGCUCCCGAGUCGCUUGAGCUGGUUUUGGCUCUACCCCAGUAUGUCAUCGCUGACUCUGUCAGUGUCGCUCUCGCGCUCGUCAGUCUCUCGGACGAUAUUGAUGGUGGGAGAACUCUCGCGGAAAGCUCCAAGCUGCCGCUGCUGAGACGUUGGGCCGAGACGGCGUACGAGUCGCUCGAAAGUACCCCUGAGAGUAGAACUUGCGCCGCCUUGCUUGUCAAAGUGCAAGAAAUUUGGGAUAGACACUCGACACUGGUCAUGGCAACCACUCUGUCAGUUGGAAUAUAG